Scylla paramamosain (green mud crab) is the source of this 5336-nucleotide messenger RNA. RefSeq names its product ATP-dependent 6-phosphofructokinase-like (gene Pfk). Bases 247 to 3156 code for a protein of 969 amino acids. The transcript is spliced from 23 exons. Lineage: Eukaryota; Metazoa; Arthropoda; Malacostraca; Decapoda; Portunidae. Gene Ontology annotation, molecular function: monosaccharide binding; ATP binding; AMP binding. The record is from RefSeq and is a predicted model, not a curated record. Gene Ontology annotation, biological process: fructose 6-phosphate metabolic process; canonical glycolysis; fructose 1,6-bisphosphate metabolic process. Gene Ontology annotation, cellular component: 6-phosphofructokinase complex; cytoplasm.
CCAGGGUGACACACAACAGGACAGCACCACAGUCUGGUCACUCACUGUCACUUUUUCCCUGAAGAAUGUUUGUUGAACAGAGGGGCGCGUCUCGCUGACUAGUCACUCGGGCAUUGAAGUGACAGAGGCAGGAGGGGCGUAACAGGGCCUCCCUCGACCCUGCCGCUAGCGAAGACAAAAAACCCCACCUGCAGAAAUACUGUAACUCCACGACCUCCCUGACGCGUCUAAAGUUCCACAGCAACCAUGGAAACUUGGAUUAUGCUGCAUCUGCUGCUCUUUUAUAUUAGAGAGAGCCUGUUUAAGAGACACCAUCACGAGGCACCGCCCUACAUCCCCUACAGUUACCAGAAGCAGCGAUUGGAGGUUGAGAGAAGAAUAAGGAAGUUCAACGAGCCUGACAAGCCUGAAGUUCCAGAGGAGCAGGUCCAGAAAUAUCUGCAGGAGUUUGCUGAUGCCAAGGAGGCCGGUCGCUUUGCACACCUUCCCCCAGAGCAACUUGAGGUACUAGAGGAGGAGGUGAAGGCAGCAGCGUCCGACUCUGAGAAAGCAAAAGACCUUGAGGAGUUCCUGAGGGUUGUUAAGGAAGAGGCACAAGCCAAGAGCUCAGAACCCCCAACAGAGGAAGGAGACGAGCCUGUGCCACAGCAGGAGGCUCCUGAGGCAACACCACCUGCUCCUGAAGAGGCUAUCCCCCCACCCCCGGCACUCCCUGCUGACCCGUGGCAGGCAUAUCAAAGCUACAUGGCGACAAUGGAGUCCCAAAUCACGAUGGGGCAGGAGGGCCAGCUCAUCGAGAGGGGCAUGCACAAGGGCAAGGGCAUCGCCGUCUUCACCAGCGGCGGUGACUCUCAGGGCAUGAACUCUGCAGUGAGGGCAGUGGUUCGCAUGGGCCUGUACGUGGGUGCCCGGGUGUACUUCAUCAAGGAGGGCUACCAGGGCAUGGUGGACGGUGGAGACAACAUUGUGGAGGCCAACUGGUCAUCUGUGUCUGGCAUCAUCCACAAGGGAGGCACUGUGAUUGGCUCGGCCCGCUGCAUGGAGUUUCGUGAGCGUGAGGGAAGGAUGAGGGCAGCCAAGAACCUGAUCAAGCACGGCAUCACUAACCUGGUGGUGAUUGGUGGUGACGGCUCCCUCACUGGUGCCAACCUCUUUCGGCAGGACUGGACCUCCCUCCUGCAGCUCCUUGUCAAAAACGGAGAGAUCACAGAAGAGGAGUGCAAGGCCAACGCUCACCUCAACAUCGUGGGCAUGGUCGGCUCCAUUGACAACGACUUCUGUGGCACUGACAUGACCAUCGGCACUGACUCAGCUCUGCACCGCAUCAUCGAGGCAGUGGAUGCCAUUGCUGCCACUGCCUACUCCCACCAGCGCUGCUUCAUCCUGGAGGUCAUGGGACGCCACUGUGGGUACCUCGCCCUCGUGGCCGCCCUCACCUCAGAGGCUGACUAUGUUUUCAUUCCGGAGAACCCACCACCGGAGAACUGGAGCGAGAAGAUCUGUAAUAAGCUGAAACAGGAGCGCUCAAUGGGCCAGCGCCUCAACAUCAUCUUGGUGGCUGAGGGUGCCAUCGACCAGCACGGCCAGGCAAUCACGGCCGAGGCGGUGAAGAAGGUCAUCGUGGACCAGCUUGGCUUUGACACGCGCAUCACUGUCCUGGGUCACGUGCAGCGAGGUGGCUCCCCCUCAGCCUUUGACCGCCUCCUGGGUUGCCGCAUGGGUGCCGAGGCCGUGUUGGCCCUGAUGGAGGCCAACACGGCGACAGAACCCUGCGUCAUCUCCCUUGAUGGCAACCAGGCAGUGCGUGUGCCGCUCAUGGGCUGCGUGCUCAAGACUCAGGCUGUUGCUCGGGCCAUGAAGGAACGAAACUGGGACCAAGCCGUGCAGAUGCGAGGGAGGAGUUUUGCCCGCAACUUGGAGACCUACAAGAUGUUGACCCGCCUGCGACCCCCAAAGGUCAUCGAGGGAGGCAAGGCUGCAAUGAUCAGGCAAAACACUAUUUGGGACAGAGAUGAACUCUUGGGUGGCUUCAACCUGGGCGUGAUGCACAUUGGCGCGCCAGCCUGUGGAAUGAACGCUGCUGUGCGCUCCUUCGUCAGGAACUGCAUCUACCGUGGUGACACAGUCUAUGGCAUCCAUGACGGCAUUGAUGGUCUUGUGGAGGGCAAUGUUCAGGAGAUGACGUGGGCGGAGGUGACAGGCUGGGUGGGUCAGGGUGGUGCUUUCCUCGGCACCAAACGCACUCUGCCAGACAAACACUUUGAGCAGGUUGCUGCCCGCUUGAGGGAGUACAAGCUUCACUCGCUGCUCAUCAUUGGUGGAUUCGAGGCUUACCAUGCCCUGCAGCAGAUGUGUGAGGCGCGAAGCAAGUACCCUGAGUUCUGCAUCCCCAUGGUGGUGAUCCCAGCCACCAUCAGUAACAAUGUGCCUGGCAGCGACUUCAGCCUGGGGUGUGACACAGCACUUAAUGAGAUCACAGAGAUUUGUGACCGUAUCCGCCAGUCAGCACAGGGCACCAAGCGUCGAGUGUUUGUGGUGGAGACGAUGGGUGGCUACUGUGGCUACUUGGCAACACUGGCAGGUCUGGCUGGUGGAGCUGAUGCCGCUUAUAUCUAUGAGGAAAAGUUUGGCAUCCAGGAGCUGCAGCUGGACGUGUACCACAUGGCAGCCAAGAUGGCGGAGGGUGUGCAGCGCGGCCUGGUGCUCAGGAAUGAGAAUGCCAAUGAAAACUACACCACUGACUUCAUUUUCCGUGUGUACUCCGAGGAGGGCAAGGGAAUCUUCAGCUGCAGGAAGAAUGUGCUUGGCCACAUGCAGCAGGGUGGUUCACCAUCUGUAUUUGACCGCAACAUGGGCACCAAGAUGGCAGCCAAGGCAGUCACAUGGCUCACUGACCAGAUGUUGGCUCACCGCCGUGAGGACGGGACAGUGUUCUGUGAGGCGACUUCCACUGCCGUGCUGCUCGGCCUUCAGAAGCGCUCCUACAUGUUCCAGCCUGUGAUCGACCUCAAGGAACGCACAGACUGGGAGCGCCGCAUCCCCAAGGAGCAGUGGUGGCUCAAGCUGAGGUCUCUCCUGCGUAUCUUGGCCAAGCAUGAAGCUGCCUACCAUGAGGAGGGUAUUGUUGUCAAGGAGGUGGAGGAAGCACUCGACUAGAAUUUCUCCAUACCAAACAAAUCUCCACUGGUGAUGUGGGUCUGAGUGCAGCAGUGUUUCAUCUCUACCUGACUUUCCUUCACAGUAGUCACAUUUCUUAUGGUCCAUCUCAUCCCAGCCUGGUCUCUGAUGGGUCACAUUGCUUGUUAUUGAAAAUUAGUCACUAGACUUAUCAGGCUUUUUGUUAUCUCUAGAAAUUUAUGAAAAUUUUACAUGUUGCUUCAGCCUGCCAGAGCUUCUAAGCAUCAAAAGCCAUCGUGUUCUUGUAAUGUGUGUGUGUCAUGUCAAGUCACUGAAACUGUUCACUUACUGUACUUAGUCCCUGGAGAUCAGGUUGUGUUGUGUAAUUCUUUCAUUCAUGUUUUGAGUUCAAGAAGGGCACAAGAAGUCACAGACUGCCACUGUUGUUGAAGUCUCAUGUCACCCAUGGCAGGCCUCAUAAUGUACAUAGGAUUUUUAAUUAAUUAACUUGUGAAGUGAGGUGCUGGUGCUAGGUGAGAACUGCUGCUGCUGCUGCUGCUGCUGCUGGGCUCGCCUCAUGCAACACUGUGAAAUCUCCUUCCACUCUUGGUUGAGCAAUUUGGGCAUUAGAAGCAACUCCCUUUAUUUCUGUCAUGGACUUAUUAAUAGUAUUUAAGUUAUCCAAAAGACAUUAAGGAGAAAGAGGGUUGGAUGUAGAAAAGUUAUUGGUUGUGAUCUGCCAUAUUAACAAACCUGGAUGGCUGUAGUCUUGUGAGCCAAUAAGAGGAGUGUGUGGUAUGUGUCACCUCACAAUGGGUCGGUGACACAGUGAUGUGUUGUUGUAAACAGCAGAGCUUCCCUCUCCAUGGCUGGGAGGGAGAGGGGAUGAGACAGCAGCAGUGAUAGCAAAAAUUGAAAUGAGUUGUGUGGCUUCAGUGGUGUUUGUUCUGAAUACCUCUCUUGUAGCCUGUUUACCCUCUGCUAGUAGUGAUGUACUCAGCAAAGUGCAUCUCGCACCCAUCCUGCCUCUAGAAUCUAUAGGAAGCAUAUAAAAACUCACUGCCUUUGUUUGUCAUGGGAGAGAAUGCCUGAAAUGUCAAUUGCAUAGUUCAUUGUUGUCAAGUACACUUGUUAUCAGUUAUAUUUUUUCCCUUAAAUCUGUAACUCACUGUAAGACAUUUCAAAGGCCCUGUUACCUGAAUAGGCUUCUGAUAACAUGAUACAUUUCUGGUUGAGACAUCAUCUUAACUCAUGAAGCAAAUUUUUUUUUUUUUUUUUUUUUUUAUACAAGCUUAGGUAUUGUGUCACAGAAACAUAUUUUGUAGGGGCCUCAGGCAAGACUCUGUCACAAACACAGACAGCAAAUUAGUUCAUUAUCACACAUAUUUAUUUUGUAACUGAAGACUAUCAUGGACGGAACCCCUGUGAUGUAUCCUAAUUAUGAAAUUAUUUUAUCUAUAAUAUUGCCAGUCUGAUGAUUAGCAUAUUUAUACUACUCCUGCUGGACUGUCGGCUUACAAUGUUAGAACAUAGGUAAAACAGGAGCAGUUAUGAAUGCCACACAGGUGGUGGUGUGCUGCUGUUACUGCUUGAUUUGAAAGGUACACAUGUCUGUUAGUUUCUAAUGUCUGCUGUUUAUAUCUAUUUUUUUUCUGAAUGCCAAAGUUUAUCAUGUUUUUAGAUGUGUAAGAGGAGUGUAUUUCACUGGAGGGAGCAUUAGGGACUACUGACAUGUUCAAGUCAGCAUGUAGAGCAUCUAGUCAGGAGUUGCAUAAUGGAAAUAAGGGUUGCCAUGAGUUAGUGUUUAUACUGUAAUUGAACUCACAGUAUUGGAUCUCCCAUGGUAUACAAGUUUGUGUAUAUGUUACAGAGGAAGGUAAAUGAGCAUUCAGGAUUUCUAGGCAUAAAAAAAUAUUAUUCAGAUUUUACAUGCAAUGCAGUAACUCAUCACAGAUUUUAUCUUUUCUUUGAGAUUAGUUUUUGUUGAUCAGAGAAUGGUUGGAUCGUGCCAUAGCCCAGUAAUCCAAGUAGUACACACAGUAACCUUAAGCCGAAACUUGUAUCCAACACACAUCACCAUGAUGACAAGAUAGAUGUAAAGGAAAAAAAACUGUUCACUGAGAAUAGUUACAUAAAACAGGUAUUUCCUGAACUUUGCCAUACAUAUGUAUGUCCCUAGUGUGUUGACAGAAGACAAAUAAAUGAAAUUAUAUCUUUAA